UUUAAAUAAUGAUUGCAGAAGAUUUUGAACGUGCCUAGUACACGUAUUGAAGAGGAUCUAAAGAUAUAAGUGCAUUUUAGUAAUUUUUCAUUUGUUUUUCUAAAACCGCCUCUUGAAAUGGUAGUCAGUUCCAAUGAUACACAAAAUGUUGUUUUACACGACAUAGGGGUAAAUUUGCUUCUCUGCACGUCUUGCCUUCGCAUUUCUAUUUGGAACAUUUUGAAAUGGCUGGUGGACGGAAAGAACUCGUGGAAUACCUUGAAAACUUGGGAAUCACUUCAGAAACGGUGGAACAUCCCGCAGUUUUCACCGUGGAAGCCAUGAUGCCGUAUAUCGGCCAUCUCCCAGGAGCGCACAGCAAGAAUCUUUUCUUGAAGGACAAGAAGAAAAAACGCUUAUGGCUCUUCACGGCUUUGGCGACUCGCGAGAUCAACUUGAACGAUCUUGCCAAAAAAGUCGGAGCAAGUGGAGGAUUUCGGUUUGCAGAUGAAGCAGUUAUGUUGGAAAAACUUGGUGUCGGACAGGGUUGCGUGACACCCCUAUCUCUGUUCAACGACACCCAUCAAGAAGUCACGUUCUUACUAGACGCAAGUUUUGUGGAGGAUAAUCACGAGAAAGUGCAUUUCCAUCCGAUGACUAACGAAGCAACAACAAGCAUGAAACCCGAAGAUUUCAUGAAAUUUGUCAAAGCAACCGGGCAUGAACCAAUCAUUGUGCACUUCUAGAAUCACUGUUAGUGGGAACGUUGCUAGUGGACACGAGUCUGAAUUGUGUACAAAAUGUGUUCGAAAUUUGUUACGUGUACACAAAAGUAACGUAAUCAAUUAUUUAGGAUUACUUUUUUAUCUGAACCAUGAGGCAGUCCCUCUCUUUCAGCGCAAUCCUCAGCAUGGGGUCAUAAAAUUGGCAAAAGGCAAUUUCUUUGCAAAAAAACCGUGCCUUAGAGGAGUGAGACACGUGGACAAAUGUGACACUAACUGGGAAUUUUUCUUAGACUAUAAUAAUGAUAAUUUCGCAGAUGACUGCUGAACUAGUGACUUACUCCAAAGGUUAUACUGGGAAAGAGGGAUUUCAAAUAAUCUAUUUGUAAAUCAGUCCUUGUAUUACAGACAUGUACCAACAUCGUCAAAAUUAUGGUAGCAUUUUGAUUCUUAGUUGAAAUCCAGAAAGAAGACUACUUUGUCAUGUACUUAGUGCACUAGUCAAAGUAAAUACUGCAAUUUCAGGACGAUUACCCGCGGGUAAUCCGUUAAUUUUUCCACAAACAGUUGUUAGUGCAGGUUAUAGGAAGGUGCGGGUAAUACGAUAAUUUUUAAAGCUUAUAAGUCUUAAAACUAUAAGCAGGAAAAAACCAGAGAUGAUAAGAUGCGCUAAAGAUACUCUUUAAAAAACCUCUGUAAUAACUCGUUUAUUUCGUGCAGAUUGCACGUUACAAUAAGAGACUUUAAAACUCUCGAUGAAAGCUGAUGCAAAUCGAAAACAUACAAAACUCGAUUCAAAGCUUUUAUCUUGUUUGUACUCUUACUUUCUUACCUUUUCAAUUUCACAACUUGUUUCUUUUUAAUUUCAAAAAACAAUUCUCACUUAUACGGGAAGCAAACUUGAUAUUAAAAGACUUUAAUUGUGAAAAUUUGAGCAAUUCACACGGAAAAUGAUGCGACAUGUUCAUUUCGUGGCGCCGCAUAAUUAAUGACGCGAGAUAAUUUUUGACGCACAAGUGAAAUUUCUUAGCUGGCAUUGCCUUGAGUGAAAGACUAAUUUCCCGUUUCAAGGGAUUUAUUCGACUUAUAGAUCUUGAGAUAUCGAUUUUUUUAGAACAGAUUUUUACAAGUGGUAUCAUUCUCAAUGAAAAAGCAAAGACAAAAAGUGUGAAAAUUUAUUAGUUGCACGCUAAAGGUAUCAUGUUAACAAAAUCAAUGAAGGAACUUUGUGCGAGUCGACGAUUUCCUCUUGUUUUUGGGUGCGGGUUAUCUGCCAGUGCGGGUAAUCUGUUGAAACUUUUUUCUCGUUAUUGCAAAAAUUGACCGAUGCGGGUAAUCUGCCAUACGGGUAAAUGAACGGAAAUUACAGUACUCACUCCUCACCCCUCAUUCCUCUUUCCUUCUCCCCAGGUUAUGUGGGGCUUUGUUUACCAUUAGCAGCUUUUUGCCCCCAUUACGUAGAGAAUCCAUGUUUUUGUUGUCUGUCUGUGGGAAUGUAGGGCAGUGGUUGGAAUUCCAUGAAAUAUGUACACACGAUGGUGGCUACUCUUCCUGCACAGAUUUAUGGAGUUUGUAAGAUGAAAUUAAAGUCUGCUUUUGCAAAGAUUUGAAAUAAGAUGAAUAGUGUUGUAAAGUAACGCUGUUAUGAGAGAGUUAAAAUUUUAUUCCAAAAGUGUCUU
Molecule: messenger RNA, 2380 nt
Organism: Pocillopora verrucosa
Lineage: Eukaryota; Metazoa; Cnidaria; Anthozoa; Scleractinia; Pocilloporidae
Product: prolyl-tRNA synthetase associated domain-containing protein 1-like
Molecular function (GO): aminoacyl-tRNA deacylase activity
Source: RefSeq, a predicted model, not a curated record